Aspergillus glaucus CBS 516.65 is the source of this 1769-nucleotide messenger RNA. Its product is annotated as glycoside hydrolase family 76 protein. The record is from RefSeq and is a predicted model, not a curated record. The transcript is spliced from 4 exons. Lineage: Eukaryota; Fungi; Ascomycota; Eurotiomycetes; Eurotiales; Aspergillaceae. The coding region runs from base 120 to 1487 and encodes 455 amino acids. Gene Ontology annotation, molecular function: mannan endo-1,6-alpha-mannosidase activity. Gene Ontology annotation, biological process: carbohydrate catabolic process; fungal-type cell wall biogenesis.
CGCUUUUGAAUGACAUCUUAAAACUGCAUCGCAUAUCGUGUACCCUGCAGCAGUACAUUCUUCGUUGAUGUAUUGCUCUGAUCUUGGCAUCGCGCUAUAGAUCUGGACUCCGGAAGAUUAUGAAUUGGUUUUAUUGGUUAACGAUAUGGGGUGCAUUCCUCCAGGCGGGGAUAUCGCAUGCCCUCGACCUGAGCAUUGACGAUGAUGAUUCCAUCAAAAGCGCCGCCGGACAGGCCGCACAUGGAAUGUUCAUGUGGUAUGCCGGUAACGAGACCGGUCAGAAUCCUGGUGCAUUCCCCGAGAAAUGGUGGGAAGGUUCAGCCCUAUUCAUGGCCGCGCUGCAAUAUUGGAAGUACACCGGCGACACGACGUACAAUUCCGAGACCAGUCAGGGAUUGGAGCAUCAGUCUGGUGACGGGGGAGAUUACAUGCCGUCUAACUACAGUACCUACCUGGGAAAUGAUGAUCAGGGCUUCUGGGGUCUGACCGCGAUGCUUGCGGCAGAGCUGCAAUUCCCCGAUGUCAAAGAUGGAUUUUCGUGGUUGUCUCUGGCGCAGGGUGUCUUCAACACGCAGAUUGACCGAUGGGAUACGUCGUCGUGCGAUGGUGGAUUGCGGUGGCAGCUUUUCACCUACCAAGCCGGUUAUGCGAUGAAGAACACAAUCUCGAACGGUGUUUUGUUCCAACUCUCAGCCCGACUUGCUCGCUACACGAAUAACCAGACGUACGCCGACUGGGCGGAGAAGAUUUAUGAUUGGAUGGGAUCGACUCCUUUGCUCAACGAAGACACAUGGCAUAUCGCUGAUUCCGUCGAUAUCGAUGACAACUGCAAGAGUCCCGGUAACAACCAGUGGUCCUACAAUUAUGGCACCUUCAUCAUGGGUUCUGCAUACAUGUACAACUAUACCAGUGACGACAAAUGGUUGAAGCGGGUCAACGGUUUCUUGGGAACAACCUUCAGCACAUUCUUCCCCAAGAAGCUCGGCGGCAACACUAUGCAAGAACCUUGCGAACCGAUGGAAGCGUGCAACAGUAACGAAAUCCUAUUCAAGGGUCUUGUUACCUCCUGGCUCGCCUAUACCGCUCUUUUCAUCCCAUCUACCAAGGACAAGAUCCAACCGAAACUCAAGGCAUCCGCCGAAGCCGCGGCCGACUCGUGCGUUGGUAUGGGUAACAACACCUGCGGUGUGAGAUGGUACCAGCACAAGUGGGACGGAUGGAACGGAAUGGAAGAGCAGAUCAUCGCUACGAAUGUGUUCAUGUCCAAUCUGAUCAUCGGGUCCAGUGACAAGGGCCCCGUCACCUCUGACACUGGUGGUGACAGUAAGAGUAACCCGGAUGCUGGUUCGAGCGGUGGCGGUGAUAACAGCGGCCAGUCGUUCAAGGAGAUUACUACGGGUGAUAAGGCUGGUGCUGGUAUUUUGACGGCGCUGUUUGUUGGCGUGUGGGUUGGUAUGGUUGCAUUUAUGAUUACGGGUGCUGGUUGAUCUGUUUCUUCUUCUUGAUUUGCCUGUAUUUUCUUUGAUGCCUCUUUGUCAAGGCCGGAUGCGUCGUGUUAUAUAUAGCCUUGUUUGUACAGUUUAUUUUUUCGGUCUUGAUCGGUUCUUGUCUGGGUAUACUGAGUGUUGUCUGUUUUGCUUCUGUCAACCUUUUCUUCUUCUCGGAGUAGAUUUGGAGGUGUUUGUGAAUGUACAUAUUCUGCUAAUACCAUCACAAGAAGGGCUUGAUUCUGAUAUUUGCUGGUGGAUAUCCGAUGCAGUGAAUGGCCC